UUUGUCUAUUCUAGUAGAUAGUUUACACUAGGUUACAUUACUGUAGUAGACCAUUAACCAGUGAUGUUUGGUUAAAUAUCACAGAUUUUUUCAUUCUUGUAUUUACAGUAAAUGUAUUAUGCUUCUAUAGUAUAUAAAAACGAAUACAAUGUUGUGCAUACUUAAAAAUGUGAAGUAUGAUCUGAGAAAUUCAGAAAAUGUACUUUCAGAUUUUAAAUUAAAUAUAAUUAGUUUUUGAAGCCAAGUAUAUUUAAGUAUUUCUUUCUUAGGAAUAUGGGAUACAUUAUACACUCAAACCACACUUAAAAUGUCUAUUGCAUUAGUUAACAAGAAUUCUACCAAAUGGCAUUUCUGGGAAAGACAGCAUAAUAGACCUUAGGAAAACAUUUAACAAAAUGUUUCUAAUUCUAAAAAAUAAAAUAUACUGUUUAGAAAAAUUACAUUUGAGUUAAAUCAACAAAAAUCACUUAAUAAAGCCCUAGCCAAUUUACAUGACCCUGUAACAAUGCAUUUGUUAACAUUAAUAAAUGCUUUAGCUUACAUGAACUAACAAUGAGCAAUGUAGUUCUUCAGCAUUUAUUAAUAUUAGGUAAUAUUUAGUUAAUGCCAACACAUUAGUUCAUGUUUGCUAAUGCAUUAACUAUUGUAACUGUAUGACCAUAAUUUGAUUUUUCGAUUUAUUAAACUAUUAUUACACUUACACAUUUUAAAUCGGACUCAAAUGUCAACUGUAGCUGCAGUGUUUGCACAAACUGAGUUUACUUCACUUUGGCCACUCAGCCGGACAUUCCCCACACCAAACCGUCCCGGAUAUAUUUAUAGACCGCAGACAGUUUGGGAAAGAAGGGGGGUGUCUGACACAUCUGCUGAAUAUCUGCUAGACUGUGGGGUCAGCCCAAGGUUAAAGCCUCUUCAAUGCCUGCCUUGAUUGCUCGUGGCUGGCACUAAUGAGUGUGUGUGUGCGUGCGUGUGUGUAAUUCUAACCGCGCGCGCACACGCGCAGUCUCUCUCUCUCCCUCUCUCUCUCUCACGCGCACACACCACUGCCAUUGUCAGCGCCAGUCUCCCCUCCCACAGCUCCUGAGUCCUGUCUGUCUGUCUGGAUCUGCUCCCCUCUCGGAGGAGGAGGAGGAGGCAGGCGCGGGAGGAGGUGGGGUGUGAGCCUGAGACCGUCACAGUCACAGAAAGCCAUUCUUCUGAAUGAAAGCGACUGGAAAACACCGUCAAGAUGCCGGGAACGUAUUUACCGUAGUCCAACAGCGCUAAACGUGUCGGAAAACCGAGGGGCUAUGGCAUGAAACGCGAGCGAACCGAGAGGCCGACACUGUCAGCGGGCCGCUGCUGUGAAAGUGUCCGUCAGUUCGCGUGAGGGCCGCAGCCGGCGGCGGCUCUCUUGCCCCCCGUCCCGUCACUUUCCCGAGCCUCCAUGCGAAACAUCACGGCACCGGACAGCAGCUCCAGCAACAACAACGCCAACUCCAAUGACACAUGCUCCUGCAACUGCACCCUAUCCCAGCCACAGGGAAUGGAUAUAUCUGAACUGGAGUUUGUUCAGAUAAUAAUCAUAAUUGUGGUGAUGACUGUAAUGGUAGUUGUGAUCAUCUGUUUGCUAAACCACUAUCGUCUGUCGGCCUGGGCCUUCCUCACACGCCACAGCCAGGCACGUCGCAGAGAAGAGGGCAUGCAACCGGAUGGCUGUGCAUGGCCAACAGAUAGUUUGGUGACGCAACAAGGAGCCACUGAGGCGAUGUAUGGGCCACGAGGCGGAGAGCGCUUCAACGCACCGUCAUUUAUGCAAAGGGACCGAUUCAGCCGCUUCCAGCCCACCUACCCGUACCUGCAGCAGGACAUCCACUUGCCACCCACCAUCUGUCUAUCAGAUGGAGAGGAGCUGCCGCCCUACAAGGGCCCCUGUACCCUGCAGCUCAGAGACCCCGAGCAACAGCUCGAGCUUAGCCGCGCGUCCGUGCGCGCACCCCCCAACCGGACCAUUUUCGACAGCGACCUGAUAGACGUUUACGUGCACGGAGGCGGGCCACGGCCCCCAAGCAGCAACUCUGGCAAGAGUGCCUCGAACUCGCACGUGGAGGGACCGCCACCCACCUACAGCGAGGUGAUGGGUCAGACGUAUCCGGGCUCCGCCUCCUUUAUGCACCAGCACAGCAAUAACGCACCACCCUCCAAUCAGAGGACAGCCGGCCGCUCCACCCAACCUGGCGCAAGCACAACCCCGUUCGUCAAGGUCAAGGAAGGCCGGCGUGACAAGCCCGUGUGACUAGAAGACUCGGAGCACCCGAUCCGUCGCCCGUGCUCUCUGGUACCGCCUCCUGGAUCUCGAAGAGGUAGUGGCGUUACUCGUGGCACACUCCCCUUGCACAAUUUAAAUAGAAAAUUAAGGAACCAAGCUUACAAAGUUUAUUAUUUUUUUUACAUUUUCAUUUUUGCUAGAACUUUGGGGCCUUGUAUGGAUGUUCGUGCCCUCUAUCUUCAGUUUUGUACGCUUUCCUGUAUUUAAAGAAAAGCGCGUGUCGGCACAGAUCGUUUGCGUCAGAGACCACAUCGGUCAUAGGAUUGAGAAAUUUACCAUUUGUUUGUGCAUUUCCAGGACCUGUGCACAAAAAACACGAACAACCGAAACCCAAAUCGAGUGCCAUGAUGAAAACGUUUUUACGUUGCACUUAUUCUUUAACCAGUAUAUAUAUGGCUACCCUUAGUUACUUUUUAUAUGCACAGGUAUGCUGUCUUUGAUGGUACCUGGAAAUAGUUUUUCGGAGACUCUGAUCCAGCCUAAAACCUCUACGAAGAAACUGCAUCGUGGCACUGACCUAAAAAAAAGGGGGUUUAAAAAAACUGUUUGAAUUCCAGAUCAUUUUCCACUGACCAAGCGAGAGAUAUUGGCACGGAUAUCUGCGGAUGGAAGUAACGACACAUACGCCGCUUUCAUCCUGUCGAGUAGCACUUUAAACUUACGUCACUUCAGCAUUGUCAUGGGGUCCAAGUGCAAGGGAAUCAUGGGAACUCUAGUCUUAUGCACAUCCUCUUUUGAAUGAGCGUGUCAUAUCUCAUGCUACAUGUUUACCAUUUUCAUCUAAAAAGCAUGCAUAUAGUUUUCCAGUUAUCCAUGAUAUACUUUAGUUGACAAUCAUAUACAGAUGUCAUAUUUUAUCUCUUAUUGUCCUCUGCCAUUUUAUUCCAUGGCACGGGAACACUGUUUUUUUUUUUUGUUAGUUUAUCUGUCACCAGUAUUUAUUCUUUGCUCAUUACCGGAUUUCCACCCUGGUGUACCAGGUACAUCCACAUUUGCGCCGAUUUUGGUUUCGAUCAUCACACAUUUCAGGCACGCCGAUUUUCAUUCAUUCGAAAUUUCCUUAAGAAGGUCCCAUAGAAAACCUAUCAGGGCUGAGGCUAUUUAUUUAUCAACUAGCUAUUUAUUAAAGUUAUCACAUUACUUCAUGCGGGUGGAAAAAUACCACCCUCUUCGUUAAAUGUUUCCUAUGAUCAAACGUUAUUGAAAAUGUCAUCCUGCUUUGGCUUUGAAAUGAGCUCUUGUCAUUGGCUCUGCUUCCCAUCACUCAUUCUGAGCACACAGUUUGAGUUUGUACUGUACUGCUGCUGCUGUUGCUGCUGCUGCUACGCGCUGCUAUUUCUGCUGCUGCUGUUUGUUUUUUCUGUAUGUUCGCUUCUCCUUUAUAUUUGCUUAUCAACCGUGACAUAAUAAUUGUUUUUUUAUUUUAGUUUGUUAACAAUCGUAACUUUCUGCUGUCAUAUUCACACUAGGAAUCCAAAUGUAUUAUUAUUUCCGUUGGCAGCAUGUUUUUUAUUUACACGAGCAAAUUCGGUGCCUGACGGUGAUGUUUAAGCAGACAUAGAAACCCACUUGCACUCAAAAGUCCCCACCUUUGUUGUGCCUCACUUCCUAUGGUGCUUCUUUCAGUAGUCGAACUCUGUUUAUUUGUACGGUGCUGUAUAUAACUUGAAUAUAUUAUGCACAUAUCCUACCCAAUGGGUAGACAACAACAAGAAAGCAUUGUUAAUACUGUAAUAUAAUGUAUAGAUAAUAUUAAAAAGAGAAAUUUAACAAGG
This is a messenger RNA of Paramisgurnus dabryanus, 4083 nucleotides long. RefSeq names its product low density lipoprotein receptor class A domain containing 4a (gene ldlrad4a). Gene Ontology annotation, molecular function: R-SMAD binding. The record is from RefSeq and is a predicted model, not a curated record. Gene Ontology annotation, biological process: negative regulation of transforming growth factor beta receptor signaling pathway. Lineage: Eukaryota; Metazoa; Chordata; Actinopteri; Cypriniformes; Cobitidae. Gene Ontology annotation, cellular component: early endosome membrane; Golgi membrane.